Prosopis cineraria is the source of this 1165-nucleotide messenger RNA. Its product is annotated as putative homeobox-leucine zipper protein ATHB-51. Lineage: Eukaryota; Viridiplantae; Streptophyta; Magnoliopsida; Fabales; Fabaceae. Gene Ontology annotation, biological process: positive regulation of DNA-templated transcription. The record is from RefSeq and is a predicted model, not a curated record. Bases 433 to 948 code for a protein of 171 amino acids. The transcript is spliced from 3 exons. Gene Ontology annotation, molecular function: sequence-specific DNA binding; DNA-binding transcription factor activity, RNA polymerase II-specific. Gene Ontology annotation, cellular component: nucleus.
AUAUCGGCUUUCAUGUCUGCUACACUGACAACUUGUAAUUAACUAAGGUGAAAGAACAGAAAUGACCUGCAACUUCUUCUUGUUUUUUCUUAUAUUACUCUCUCUCUCUCUCUCUCUCUAUUGGUCCACUAUACAAGUCUUUUCAUUUCUAGGACCCGUUUUACCUGUUUUACGAAUGUACCAUGACCUGGCCCCUCCAUGACGGUUGCUUUUUAGUACCAACUGACACCUUGCCUUCUUUCUCAUGCCAUGACUUCACUGUUUUUCCCUAACACGGUCUGUUCAUUAAAAUAAAAUGAAUUUGGAAGAAGUCUCUCAAAUGUCACAACCCUCUAGAGUGUGUGCAUGGUCCUUCCCAACCAAACCUGGAUCGUCCCCUAUAAAUUUUAGGGUUGGAACAGAUGGAAUAGAUAGGGGAAAGUGAAGCCAAAUAUGGAUUGGGAUUGGAGCACAAGACCUUCUGUUGUUCCUCAAGCCGACUCUUCCUUUGGCUUCCCCUUGAACUCUAACUGCAGUACUCCACAUCCAGGAACGGAAGUGAAACAUCUAGCAAUGACAGAGAGACAAGGGUUGGUUCCGGGUAUGGACAAGGUCAACUACGAAAAGCAAGAACAGAAGAAGAAGAGAUUGACAAGCAAGCAGCUUGAGUCUCUGGAGAAGAGUUUCGAGAAGGAGAAAAAGUUGGACACAGAAAGGAAGAUGAAGCUUUCGAGGGAGAUCGGGCUGCAGCCUCGCCAGGUUGCGGUUUGGUUCCAAAAUAGGAGGGCUAGGUGGAAGGCAAAGCAGCUUGAGCACUUAUACGAAGCCCUCAAACAGGACUUUGAUGCCAUCUUCAAGGAAAAACAGGAGCUUCAAGAAGAGGUUAUGAGGUUAAAAGCUAUGCUGAGAAACCUAGAAUCCAGGACGCAGGCAUCUGCAGAUCAUCAAGAAAUCUGGGGAAGAAAGUAGAAUGCAUUGCUUCAAGCAUAAUUUAUCAUCCCAAAUCUUGAGAGGGCACUAACCUGUCUUACCUAUUAGUUUUAGCAUAUAUAGGAUUUAGUGAGGGGAGAUGAUUCUUAGGAUCUUGAGUGGGUUAUGACAUUAAAAGAUUUGCCCAGACGUGUUGGCACGAUAGAUGACUUGUUAUGACAAUUAUGAGACAGCUAAAAAAGGGCAUAUUGCAGUA